AUGGAAACUACUUUUCUGCUGGACGACUUCUCCCAUUUUUAUAGCUUCUUUCAAGAUAGUGGUAAUAGCAUCCCGGACGAUAGUGCCGGAGGUGGUGGUAGUGGUGGUGGUGGGAGGAAGAGGAGGAGGGGCGCCGGUGGGGGUUCUGGAGACGAGAGUGGGGCGUUGAAGGAGAUUCUCGCUUCGUUGCUGUUGUUGGAUGAGGAGGAGAAGUUGGAUCAGGAGAAGUGGGCUUUGGAUAAUCAGAACGAGAGGGCUCUGUUCGAGGAGAAUCACAGGAAGAGGGCUCAGGCCAUGAAUGAGUAUCGCGCGGAUAUGGUUGAGCGGUUUGGUGAAAUGGAGGAGAGUGAGAGCUCGAGGGUGAAGCGGGCGCGGCGGUCGGCCUCCACGGUGGCUGCUGGGGUUGCUGCUGCUGCUGCUUCUUCCGACAAUGUGGGCUCGGAGAGUUCGAGCCAGCCGGUGGGGCACCACCGGCGGUUGUGGGUGAAGGACAGGUCCAAGGCCUGGUGGGAGUGGUGUAGCCACCCGGAUUUCCCGGAGGAGGACUUCCGCCGCGCGUUUCGGAUGAGUCGAGCGACGUUUGAUAUGAUUUGCGAUGAGCUCGACUCGGUUGUCACCAAGAAGGACACAAUGCUUCGCCUGGCGAUUCCGGUUCGCCAGCGCGUGGCCGUCUGUAUAUGGAGGUUGGCCACCGGCGAGCCUCUCCGCCUUGUGUCCAAGCGAUUCGGAUUGGGGAUAUCCACCUGCCACAAGCUCGUUCUCGAGGUCUGCGCCGCAAUAAAGACUGUUCUAAUGCCCAAGUUUCUUCAAUGGCCCGACGACGAGAAAUCGAAGAUAGUGAAAGACGAAUUCGAAUCCAUUUCAGGAAUUCCCAAUGUUGGAGGCUCAAUGUACACUACCCAUAUUCCAAUUAUCGCCCCUAAGGUCAGUGUUGCCGCUUAUUUCAAUAAGCGCCACACAGAGAGAAACCAGAAGACUUCAUACUCUGUUACAGUUCAAGGGGUUGUUGAUCCUAAGGGGGUUUUCACCGAUGUUAGCAUUGGUUGGCCUGGUUCAAUGUCGGAUGAAAAGGUUUUGGAGCAGUCCUCUCUUUACCAACGCGCGAAUAGCGGAUUUUUGAAGGAUGUUUGGGUUGUUGGUGGUUCUGGAUACCCUCUUCUGGAUUGGGUCAUGGUGCCUUACACCCACCAGAAUCUCACUUGGACCCAGCAUGCAUUCAAUGAGAAAAUUGGGGAUAUCCAGAACGUUGCCAAGGAGGCCUUUGCGAGGUUGAAGAGGAGGUGGUCUUGCCUGCAGAAGAGAACCGAGGUGAAGCUUCUCGACUUGCCCGUGGUUCUUGGGGCCUGUUGUGUAUUGCACAACAUCUGUCAGAUGAGGAAUGAGGAAAUGGAUCCAGCGCUGCAGUUUGAGCUUUUCGACGAUGAGAUGAUUCCAGAGAAUGGUUUGAGGUCCGCGAGCUCGGCCCAGGCCAGAGACCGCAUUGCCCAUGAUCUAUUGCACCAUGGCCUUGCAGGGAAUGCUUUUCUAUAGUUAUUAAUGUAUUGUAGCUUUUAUGCUCUGAGUUUCUCAUUCUUUUUGGCUACCAAUAUUAGAGAUAGUCAUGAUGCAGAAUAAAAAGCAUAUUUCAUUUGUCCA
Molecule: messenger RNA, 1635 nt
Organism: Vitis vinifera (wine grape)
Lineage: Eukaryota; Viridiplantae; Streptophyta; Magnoliopsida; Vitales; Vitaceae
Product: protein ALP1-like
Exons: 1
Coding region: 1-1530 (509 amino acids)
Source: RefSeq, a predicted model, not a curated record